AUGCGAGCUUCUGAGUCGAUACUUGAACGCGUUCAUGCUAUGUCAACAGUCUCGGCAUCUAUCGGACUAGGCCGACUAAGACCACUCAUCCGUCCAGGGGCGGUGCGGCUGAUGUCGACAUCAAUCAGGGAGGCGUACCUCCACACUGUAAAGGAGGCGCCUCGGCCCAACAUCCCUCCACGAACGUUCCAUCUUGUUGGCCUUGUGCAGGACAGGCUCUUCGGGAACGGCUCAGCCCAAGCAGCUGCGGAGGCGAUACGGACGUUGCAUCCUCGGCAAGUCAUGCUGGAGAUGGACCAGGCUCGAUACAAGAACGCCUUAGAGCACAUCAGCACUGGCAUGCAUCUACAGCAGCCCAAUCGAGUCGACAUAGUUAGCACUGUGCAUGGAGGGCUGAUGCUGAGGGAACUGAAGGCUUCUAUUGAGGCAGCCAAGGAAAUCAACGCCGCUAUAUAUCUCAUUGAUCGACCGUUCACAAUAACGAAGAAUAGAGUUGCCCAGAAGCUGCUCAAUCCGGUGACCUUCGGGAAUUUUCUGAAGUAUGGCAAUCGGUCUUUGGUGUUUCGGAAGGACAAGGCUAAUAGUGAGGACGUGAGGGAGUUGGACUCGUUCCUAAAGCGAUACUGUUCAGGGAUCCACAAGGUUCUCAUUGACGAGAGAAACCAAUACAUGGCUCAUCAAAUCAUAUGGAACUCUCAGCCGGGUGAAACAGUAGUUGUCAUCUGCAGCGCCAUGCAUGUACCAGGGCUUGCAAGCCUACUCCAGAAGAAGUUGGCCGAUCCCUCAGUGAAUGUUGCUGCUCCAGAAGGACUAGCGGAUCUCACCAAGAAGUCUCUACCAGUGGUCCCCUUCUUGUUCCUGUUCUAUCUAGUGUUGCCGGGGUACAUACUGUAUCUCGUGAGUGCUGGAGGAAUAGCGAUGAUAUCGCAGAAAACAAAGGGUGUGCUUGGGAUUGAGUCGAAAGAGGGAGAGGUACCAGUCGUGAGACCAGCAGUCAAAAAACUGGAGUCCAGCUAG
Molecule: messenger RNA, 1017 nt
Organism: Perkinsus marinus ATCC 50983
Lineage: Eukaryota; Perkinsozoa; Perkinsida; Perkinsidae
Exons: 9
Coding region: 1-1017 (338 amino acids)
Source: RefSeq, a predicted model, not a curated record